Molecule: messenger RNA, 645 nt
Organism: Bursaphelenchus okinawaensis
Lineage: Eukaryota; Metazoa; Nematoda; Chromadorea; Rhabditida; Aphelenchoididae
Source: the annotation of a GenBank genome assembly
AUGCUGAAGCGACAACGUUCAGAUCUGGAAAGAAAACUGAGGAACUUACACUUUGUUCAUUGUGUGGAGAAGGUGGAACUUAUCGAUCAGUAUGAUCCCAAUUGCUGGGUUUGUCAGGUAAGUUAAGAUUUUUUAGGCGAAGUAAAGUUUAGGUAACAUGAAAAGUGGCAUUUUGUUUCAUUUGUGCUAUGAAAACAUAAGUUUGAGAGAAAAAUAUGGAAAGAAGUCCAAUUUUGUAUACCUAUAUCAACAUUGAUUUUGCUGUAUCUCUAAAGCCAUUUGUCGUAAAAUCCUGAUACUUGGCAAAAAUAAUCUUUAUUUUAUCUCUAUUAAUUCUGUAAUAUUCCCCUUUUUUAAAAAUGUCAUAAACAUGCUAAAUUUCAGAAAGAAUCCAACCUAGUCCAAGAUCUGAAAUCCACGUUGGAUGAACAUCGAAAACUCGGAAUCCUGGAUGAUGAACUUGAACUCCUGAACACAGGCUACAAGAAGUGGAUCCUGUCUCUCGAAUCCGGUCACGAUAAGUGUUCUACAAAGGCCGUCACUAUUUCAAAUGCCAUCAAAAAGGCGUUGUCCAACAAAUCGACAGAUUCAUUGACUGGAAAGUUGGAAAAGGAGGAGAAGGAAGCGUUAAUCGGGAAGAUAUGA